Molecule: messenger RNA, 1719 nt
Organism: Nematocida minor
Lineage: Eukaryota; Fungi; Microsporidia
Exons: 1
Coding region: 1-1719 (572 amino acids)
Source: RefSeq, a predicted model, not a curated record
AUGAAAGAAGCUAGAUUAAAGAUAAACACAGAAGGAAUACUAAAAGCAUGCAAAGAUAUUAAUACUGAGGGCGCAAAAUUGCUUCUCAAGAGAAACGCUCCAGAAGAGAGCUUGACCAUACUAAAGGAAAUAUUCGGCAACGGCAAUCUAGUAAUAGAAAGCAAAGAAGAUUAUGUAGGACAGGAAAGCGAUCUCUUGGAUGCAAUCAAGAAUCUUCUCUACAGAAAUUUUGCAUACAACGGAAAUGGUGCAAAUAUUGUAGAAUCUUUACGCUCUGUGCUGCUUAGAGAACAAAGAAACAUUAAAGAUGUUGAAUUUUACUCCACCGCUCUGCUCAAUGAACUCCUAAAGAAAAACACGUUCAUAUACAGCCCAGAGCAUGGAAUAAAUAGAGGGAACGAAGUCAUCAUAGGCGGUGGUGAUAAUAGCACUACAGUCUACAAACUAGAGAUCGAUGAAACAAAGUUCCUGAGCUUGAAAAAUCUUGCUGAGUCUAUCGAGAACGAUCUGAACAGAGAGUUUCUAUUUUACAUGUGUAACUUGGUAGCUACAAAGAAAAAUAGCAUGGGUGUUUUAAAAGAGCUGUUGCCAGAGGACAGCUACUACUCUCUUGAUGAUCUAUACAGCGAGAAAUAUGAGGGCUCUGAUGUAGCACUCGUAGACUACGGGCUGGAGCUUAUUCACAAAAAGUACGAUGAUGUCAGACAGUUAAUCAAGAUACAUGAAGAUAAAAACAAGCUUUUUUACCCAGAGCACACAUCGCUCACAGAAACUACUGAGCUUUUUACUAAAGAAGAGCUAAGAACAGUCGUUUCCAUCAUCCACAACAUAGAAAAAAUCAAAGAUGAAAAGAAAGUGCAAAAGGCGGUGAUCGAGGGAGUAGAAUACUUGAUGAAUAGCACUGACGUCUUGAAAGAAAAUGGCAAGAUGAAAAAGCUAGAGAUAGACGCUGACUUAAGCAAUUUUAUAGGAACAUAUGUAGCUGGAAACAAUGGCUUGGAGACUACAGUGAGAGGAAAAAUAGCUGACUUAGACCAAAAAAUACUUGAGAAAAAUCAAGCUUUAGACAAAGCGAAAGAAGAUCUCAGUAAAGCAAAGAAAGAAGGGGGAAGCUGGGAUGUGUUGUUUAAAUUUGAUUCUUCUAUCGAAUUUAUUAAAAACCAGAUAUAUUUAUUAGAAUGUAACAAGAAAAAAGAGGAAGCGCAAAUUGAAAACAUCUCUAAUCUGCAUCUCUUGGAUAAAAUGAGCUUAGUCCAGAAGAAAUACAUACACAAAGAGAUAGAAAAAGUAGAGGCACUGCGAACAGAGCCACAAGUAAUACCACAAAUAGCCAAUCCAACAGAAGUAACAUCAAGAAACACAGAAGAAACUCAAGAAACAUCAAGAAAUUCAGAAGAAACCCAAGCAAAUCUACAGGUAAGAAACACAGAAGAAACCCAAGAAACCCAAGAAACAACAAGAAACUCAGAAGAAACCCAAGCAAAUCUACAGGUAAGAAACACAGAAGAAACCCAAGAAACAACAAGAAACUCAGAAGAAACCCAAGCAAAUCUACAGGUAGGAAACGAGCCACAAGGAAAACCAGAGGAAAAAAAACUAACUCGAGCAAAAAGAAUUGCAAUAUUGGUGGCUUUUGUCGCUUUUCUUGCAGUAGUAACAUUAUUACUGCUCAAGGACCACUUAAGAGAUAUGCUGACAAGAUCCAGUAGCGUUAACUAG